Molecule: messenger RNA, 2227 nt
Organism: Verticillium dahliae VdLs.17
Lineage: Eukaryota; Fungi; Ascomycota; Sordariomycetes; Glomerellales; Plectosphaerellaceae
Exons: 1
Coding region: 1-2079 (692 amino acids)
Source: RefSeq, a predicted model, not a curated record
AUGGGGUCGUGUUUUAGCAAGGAGGCUAAAGAGAGCGGGAACGACGGCGCAGAUCUCGAUCGCCCAGCUCGGCUUCCCCAGGAAAAGGUUGUUCCUGUCCAGCCAACGACCGGCAACGACCAUGAACAGCCUCAGGUUACAGCCGAUACUGCGGCGCAAGCGCUCACCACAGCAUGUGAAGAUCCCAACGCGACAGCGGCUGCCACGGCACCGCUGGAGCUUGUCUUUUGCCGGUUCGAGUCUGGCCGCAUUGUGAGGAAGAAGCGAUUCCUCUCAGAGCCAUUCAUCGCCGUCUCGCACGUUUGGGGCCCCGAUGCCGACUGGGCCAAGGUGGACGGCGUCGAUGAGGAGGUUAUCGUAUCGCCAGAGAAGGCCCUCUUCGUGCAGACGCAGCUACCCGGUCUGAUGGGCGACUCCUGGUUCUGGAUGGACGUGCUCUGUGUGGAUCAGCGCGACGCUGAUGCCCGUGUCGCCGUCACGCAGCACAUCCCGGCGGUGUUCCGCGCGGCGCAGAAGAGUCUCGUCGUGCGAGAGAGCGCGAGCUUCCGCGUGUGCUGCGCCCAGGCGGCCGGGCCCUCCCAUGCGUUCCUGGGCAAGACGAGAUACGGCAGAAGACCAGACGACCAAUCGUCGGAUAUCGACUUUACCGACGAGGAGCUGGACGGCCGAGGGAAGCUGCGCAAGCACAUCGAGCAGAGCCACAAGGGAGAGUACAUGGACGACGGCGUCCUCUCGCGACUCUGGCCGCUCCAGGAAGUCAUCCUGUCCGACACGGUCCAGUUUGCCAAGUGCGAGCCUGUGCCGGGCGACGACUUCAAGGGCCACAGCCCCUCGCGGCCGGCGCCGUCCAUGGACAAAGCCCUCACGCUCGUCGGCAGCCUCGGCAUCCUGGCGCAGACGUGGGACACGUACGCGCUCGACGACGACAGCACCAUGUGGCACCGCCUCGGCACGGGCAAGUGGUCCUUCUUCGACGCCUACUUCGGCCUCGGCGAAGCGACGCGCGCCCACAGCGGCAAGGUCUCGCCGGCGGUGCCGCGCGCGCGCGACCUCGGGCUGCACCUCGUCAGCACGCGGCAGACGUCCAAGGGCCGCGACUUCAUCCUCGCCAUCAUGCCGCAGUACCGCUUCUACAGGGUGCCGCCGACGGCGCGCAAGAUGUCCUUUUCGGACCUCUUCCUCGACUGCUGCCGCCAGCUGCGCAGCCACGACGCCGGCAUCGCGCCGUUCCUCAUGGACUCGGAGAGCCCGCUCGACGGCCACGUCGGCACCCUGAGCUGCGGCGUGCCCGAGCCCGUCUGCCUCGGCGACCUCGCCAAGCUUUUCAACGGACCCGUGCAGCGCGCGCCGGAGCGCAGCGUCGUCGAGCUGCUGACGCUGCAGCCGCAGCCGGCGCCGACGGCCGUGGCGAAGCGGCAGGCGCUCGAACUCCUGCGCAGCGUGCCGGACGCGACGCCCGAGGAUGCCGUCACGGCCCUCGCCGUCAGCAUGACGCACAUGAUUGUCAUUUCCAUCUUUGCGAGCAAGACGCUGUGGCUGACGUCGCAGGCCGAGCUGAUGCAUGAGAUUGCGCGCCUGCAGGCGCAGGAGGACAGGGAGGAUUCGGACUCGGAGGACGGCCACGACGGGGGCGUCAGCGAGACGUUGCAGAGGCGGCUCGUGUUGGAGGCCCUGCUGCGGACGAUCAGCUGGAUCGACUGGAACGAGGGCUCGCGGGCCAACGCAGAGGCCAUGACGGGGCAAACGGCCAUCAUCUUCAGGCUGAAGGAUGCGCCGUGGGAGAUGUCGGCCAUGCUCGUGGGCAUGGUGAGCUGCGGCAUGCCGCUGAGCGCGUAUGAGUGGGCGAGGGAGCACCUCGCCGUGGUGCACGUGAACGUGUUCCAGAGAUCCUUCAUGGCGCUGGCGCCGCAAAAGGUCAUGAAGCCGGACACCAUGUUCUUCAUGAGGCAGGUGGACGACUAUGCCAUGGGACGUGACGGGGCCAUGCCGAGGUUCACGUUGAUGGCGAUGGAUGCCGACAGCGACAUUUAUAUGAAUCAGUGCAUGUUCCCUCCGGAUCUCGCCUUGUCAAAUGGAUGAGGGUGGGGGUAGUCCUUUGGUUUCUACGCAGCGAGUCAGCAAUUAUUGAGUUGCAGCUUUUCCAUCGCAUCUAGCGACCAGACUUGGUAUUGAGCAAGGGAUCAUGCCAUAAUGUUGUCUUUGCAGAAAUAUAGACGACCUUUUUACC